Molecule: messenger RNA, 139 nt
Organism: Funneliformis caledonium
Lineage: Eukaryota; Fungi; Glomeromycota; Glomeromycetes; Glomerales; Glomeraceae
Source: the annotation of a GenBank genome assembly
AUGAAGGUUAGUUCUGAUAGUAGUUUUAGUGGUGAUUCUGGUAGUGGCUCUAGUAGUAAUUCUGAUAGUAAUUCUGGUAGUUGCUCUGGUCAUAGAUUAGGUAGUAAUCCUAAUAUUGAUUUUGAUGUCAGCUCUGAUG